GAGCUAGUUCGAGAAAGAAUCAUACAGAAAAAGAUUAACAAUAAACUUGCUACCAUUGAAAAAAUGUAAUACAGGUGUACAAACUGAGCGAACGAGUCGAUUUUCGUUGAGGGACAGUUUUUUGCAAGUUAAUUUCGCCACGUUGUAACUAAAUAAUGAGGACAUUGGGCGAAAACAUUGGCUGAUUAUCGUAAUAAUACAUCGAAUGACAAAUUGUGAAGUGAUUAUUGUGACUAUCGUGCUGAGGACAGUGGUUUUCUUUGAAAGUGUGCUCGCAGAAAAGCUACCUAGCCAAAGGAGGCCCCCUUACAGAAGAUGCCUCGAUCUGCUACCUGGGUGGUGGUGAUCGCUCUCCUCCUAGCUGCUUCCAACCACUCUCAUGGAGAACCCAUGCCCCCCGGACCCCCCAUGAUGGGGCCACCCAUGCUAGGACCCCCAAUGAUGGGGCCUCCCAUGUCCCCAGGACCACCUAUGAUGGGACCUCCAGGGGGCAUGGCAAUGUCAGGAAGCAGCAUGUCAAAAGGCUCGUCCAUGAGAACUCAAACAACAUCUAUAAAAAAACAACAUAUUCAAGCUCUAGCUCCAGUUCUAGUUCUUCAUCCAAAUCAUCAUCAUCAUCGUUGAAUUCAGGAAUGAGUGCUGGUGGAGGUAUGGCAUCACAUGCGGCCAUGAUGAACGGGGCUGAUAUGAUGGCCAAUGGAGGAAUGAUUGAUCAUCAUGAAAUGAUGAAUGGGGGGCAUUUUAUUACAACUCCCCCUGUCUUUGAUCAUCAUGAUAUGAUGGAUGGUGGUCAAAUAGUUGAUCAUCAUGUAGUGGUUCAUCAUCAUCAAGUGACUGAACAUGAAGGGAUGGAACAUGAUGGAAUGGAACAUAUGAUGGAUGGAGGACACAUGAUGUCUGGUGGAACAACAAUGACUGGGGGAGAAAUGAUGUCCGGUGGAACAACAAUGACAGGAGGAGAAAUGAUGUCUGGUGGAACAACAACAAUGACAGGAGGGGAAAUGGUGUCUGGUGGAACAACAACAAUGACAGGAGGGGAAAUGAUGGCCAGUGGAACAACAAUGACUGGAGGAGAAAUGAUGUCUGGUGGAGCAACAAUGAUGACUGGAGGAGAAAUGAUGGCCGGUGGAGCAACAACAAUAACAGGAGGAGAAAUGAUGUCUGGUGGAGCAACAAUGACUGGAGGAGAAAUGAUGUCUGGUGGAACAGCAAUGACAGGAGGAGAAAUGAUGUCUGGUGGUACAACAAUGACAGGAGGAGAAAUGAUCUCCAGUGGAACAACAACAAUUACAGGAGGAGAAAUGAUGUCUGGUGGAGCAACAAUGACUGGAGGAGAAAUGAUGUCUGGUGGAACAACAAUGAUGACUGGAGGAGAAAUGAUGUCUGGUGGAACAACAAUGACAGGAGGAGAAAUGAUGGCCGGUGGAGCAACAACAAUUACAGGAGGAGAAAUGAUGUCUGGUGGAACAGCAAUGAUGACUGGAGGAGAAAUGAUGUCUGGUGGAACAACAAUGACAGGAGGAGAAAUGAUGGCCGGUGGAGCAACAAUGACUGGAGGAGAAAUGGUGUCUGGUGGAACAACAAUGACUGGAGGAGGAAUGAUGUCUGGUGGAACAACAACAAUGACUGGAGGGGAAAUGAUGGCCAGUGGAACAACAAUGACUGGGGGAGAUAUGAUGGCCGGUGGAGCAACAAUGAUGACAGGAGGAGAAAUGGUGUCUGGUGGAACAACAAUGACUGGAGGAGAAAUGAUGUCUGGUGGAACAACAACAAUAACAGGAGGGGAAAUGAUGUCUGGUGGAACAACAACAAUGACAGGAGGAGAAAUGAUGUCCGGUGGAACAACAAUGACAGGAGGAGAAAUGAUGUCUGGUGGAACAACAAUGACUGGAGGAGAAAUGAUGUCUGGUGGAACAACAACAAUGACAGGAGGAGAAAUGAUGUCCGGUGGAACAACAAUGAUGACUGGAGGAAAUGUUAUGACUGGAGAUCCAGCAAUGAUGGGAGGAGAUCUGAUUACUGGUACAGCAGUGACUGGAGGAGAUGUGAUAACUGGAGGUACAACAAUGACUGGAGGAGAUUUAUUGUCCCAAGGUGGAGUUGGAAUACUGUCAAAUGGGGUCUCUAAUGGAGGAAUAAAUGUUGGGGUUUCAAACACUCUAACAACGGCCUCUUCUAAAAGCUAUUAUAUGCAAUAUUUAGCUCGGAGAAUGCAGCAGAGACUCAUAACCCAGAUGCUGCAUUAUCAAAUGUUCAGAAAUCUGAUGGCGUCCGAUAGAAUGGGCUCAGUCAUGUCUUACGCCAUGAAUCCUGGAAGACCGAAAAUUCUGAUCCCGGCUGUACUGACAGGGAGUGUGAUGGCGCCUCUUAUGAUGAUGCCAAUGCUUACAUACACUCACAGACUCAUGCAGCAGCGCUACUACAGAAAAAAGUAUAACAGGCAUCGAUAUUACCAAGUAAUGGACAAUGUGGUUCCCCACAUGUCACCAGGAAUGAUGAACUACAUGCAAAACGGCUACACGGGCAAAUACUUCAACAACUACUUCAUGUAUCGAAAUGGGCACCAGACCUCCACAACUCAGACACUACAGAAGAUUCUCACAACCCAAUACUACUAUGCACUCAUGAACCAAUACAAGCCUUGGAUGAUGGCAAAUGGAGGACUGUCAUCACUUAUGGGUAAUCCUGAGCAUAUGAUAGCAAGUCUACAACAGUCCACCGGGCUUCCACUCAUGACGACUUACCAUCAAAUGAAUCAGCAUAGAAAGUCCAUGAUGAAUCAAUACAUGUCUCAUGGUUUCCCUGGUUUAUUAGAAUAUCCAGCAGCCCUUGUAACACCAUCACAGUUAACUAGAUUGAUCAAUCGUUAUCAAGUGAAGAGCUAUAGAAAGUAUAUAAAGAAAACAGGAGUAUACAGCAAUGGUAUAAGUGUAAUGGGUUAUCCAAUCGGUCCCAAUUAUCCCAUCUCAACACUACUAUCACCUAUAAAUAAUAUAUUGAAUUAUCCGAUAAACCCAGCUAGUAUACCAUUCAUGGGAUAUUUGAGUAGUUCACAAAUGAUUGAAAGAAUCAUAAGGCAACAACAAAUUCAGAAAUAUUAUAGGUAUUUGAUAAAUAAUCAACUAACAGGAAACUCACUGAACUUUAUGAACCAUCCAAUCAAUCCUUAUUAUGUAACCCAAUCAAUUAUGAAUUCACCUUAUGUAUCUAGUUAUGUUCAUCAUCAAAGAAUGAAAUUAUAUAGAAACUAUAUAACUAUCCUACAAACUUUAGACCACUAUGAACGAAUGUUCUACUAUGCAAGACAAUCUUACAAUAAUAGGGGUAUUCUUGGCAUGCUAGGUUAUCCAAAUGUACCCAUAAACAAUAUUCCAAUAAUACAUAACAUUUUAGCAUCGCCUCUUAUUAGCAAUCUGCCAUUCUUAAACUCUCCAUUGAUGGCAGGGUUGAUGUUCCUGAAUCCUAUGUCACCAGUAUCACCUACCUCUUUAUUCAUUAAUAAUAUGAUGAACUAUUACCAAAGAAAGACAUACAGAAAAAUUAUGAAAUACAGGAAAUAUACAAGCAACUAUCAAAUAAAGAAAUACCGGAAGUACAUGAGUAAUUAUCAAACAAAUAUAUACAGGAAAAACAUUGCUAAAUAUGGUAUUUUGGGUGGUACUCUUGGCAUGCUAGGUGAUACUCUUAGUAUGAUGGGUUAUCAAACUAAUGGGAAUAGUUUACUUGGUAAUACUGUUGGUAUGAUGGGAUACCCAACUGGCCCCUUUGGACCAAUGACUAACACUCCAUUCAUGAACAAUAUGAUGAGUUAUCAGCAAACACAGACGAAUGGAAUAUAUUCAAAUCAAUAUGGAGGUUUGGGUAGUGCUUUUGGGAGUCAAAUGUAUAACAACAAUAUGAUGCAGUAUAGAAAAUACAUGACAACUGCUUUAUUACAGACAGUAAUGAAUAUGAUGGGUUAUCACAUGGGUCUUAUGUCACCUAUGGGACCAAUGAGUAACUUACCGUUCAUGAAUAAUGUUUUGCAAUAUUAUCAAAUGAGAAUGUUUAGGAGAUAUAUAAUGAAUAGAUUAUUCGAAAGCAUUUUUAGACAGGAGUAUAUGAGGCAUAACUAUUAUCAAAUGAUGAAGUACCAGAAAUUGAUGCAUAACUAUUAUCAAAUGAUGAAGUACCAGAAAUUGAUGCAUAACUAUUAUCAAAUGAUGAAUUACCAGAAAUUGAUGCAUAACUAUGGAUUAGUUAGUGGUACCCAUGGUACAAUGGGCUAUCUUAUGAGUAUGAUGGGAUAUCCAAUAAGUCCAUUCUCACCCUAUGGAUCAAUGGCUAGUUUCUUGACCAUGAGAAAUAUGAUAAAUUACUAUAGAAUGUGGAGAUAUAGAAGACAUAUGAGCCACUUGGGUGCAAUGAGUGGAACAGUUGGUAUGUUGGGAUAUCCACUAAGUCAUUUGGGAUUAUACAGUGGAUUACCAUUUUUGGGAAAUGGAAUGAACUAUCAUAAUAUGGUUCAUAAUGGUUUUAUCAGUCAUGCUAUGAGUAUGUUGGGAUAUCCAAUAAGUCAUUUAGGAUUAUACAGUGGAUUACCAUUUUUGGGAAAUGGAAUGAACUAUCAUAAUAUGGUUCAUAAUGGUAUUAUCAGUCAUGCUAUGAGUAUGUUGGGAUAUCCAAUAAGUCAUUUAGGAUUAUACAGUGGAUUACCAUUUUUGGGAAAUGGAAUGAACUAUCAUAAUAUGGUUCAUAAUGGUAUUAUCAGUCAUGCUAUGAGUAUGUUGGGAUAUCCAAUAAGUCAUUUAGGAUUAUACAGUGGAUUACCAUUUUUGGGAAAUGGAAUGAACUAUCAUAAUAUGGCUCAUAAUGGUAUUAUCAGUCAUGCUAUGAGUAUGUUGGGAUAUCCAAUAAGUCCAUUCUCACCCUAUGGAUCAAUGGCUAGUUUCUUGACCAUGAGAAAUAUGAUUAAUUACUAUAGAAUGUGGAUAUAUAGGAGACAUAUGAGCCACUUGGGUGCAAUGAGUGGAACAUUUGGUAUGUUGGGAUAUCCACUAAGUCAUUUGGGUUUAUACAGUAGAUUACCAUUCUUGAUGAACCUGUAUCAAAUGAUGAUGCACAGAAACCACAUGAGUAGUUCUCAAUCUUAUUAUGGGAUGAAUCCAUACCAAUAUUAUAUGGGGCCAUACAAUAUGGGAUCUUAUUACAAUUCAUAUUUGAAUGCAAUGAUGAAUGGCAUGCGAUAUGGAAUGAUGAUGAAACGUUCAUCAAAUACAAAAAUGCUGGAGCCCAAUUUUUGGGACAAUGUUGAAUUUGAACAAUCUUUGGACGAUAAUGAACUAUCUAGAACAACACGAGGGUUGUUGAUGUUUCCUUUGAAAGUGGCAAAAUUUAUGAUGUUGAAGUUGCCUUUGAAAGUGGCAAAAUUUAUGUUGUUGGGGAUUCCUUUGAAAGUGGCAAAAUUUAUGAUGUUGAAGUUGCCUUUGAAAGUGGCAAAAUUUAUGUUGAGGUUUCCUUUGAAAGUGAUAAAAUAUCUAUUAGACAGAACUAUUUUUGGGACUAUAAAGGCUGGGUACACAGGGUACAUGGGAGGUGUGCGAAGUCUGCUAACUCCUAAAAACUUGAUGACCAUCGUGUUGACAGGUGGCUCUUCAGCUAGUUUAAUCCUUGCAGGAGCAGCAGCCAGUAUUCUGACAGCAGCUACUUUGAGUUGUAUGCUGAGUGGUGCUUCAGGGUUCUAUGGUGGUUUGAACAGUUUAGGGAUGAACUAUAAUAGCGAUGGUAUGUAUCGAUCUGGUUUGUACAAUGGUCUAAGAAAUGUGGCAAGUUAUAAGACACUCAGAAAGAACGGUAUUAUAGGAACAUGGGUGGGUCUGAUGGGUGCUAUGACUGGAGGUUUUGUAGGUGCCGGGUAUGGUGGAGUCAGUGGUGCAUCUUCGGCUUUGUUUGGAGGAUGGAGAAAAUACCGUAAGAAAUACAAACAUUACCGUCCAAAAAGAAAUACACUAAUACUAUAUAAAUAAAAAAUUCCUCCAUAUUCAAUCAGCAUUAGAAGUGUCAAUUACAUGAAGAGCAGAACUGCUCUAAAUUCUUAUUGUUCUUGACUUGCUUAGUGAAUAAUUUACUGUUUCCAUCGAAGACCACAUAAAUCUAAGUAAUCAAUCAAUUUCUCUUCAAUAGAAGUAACAAAUAAAACAAAAAUAAGGUAACACAGUACUGGGCAUGUAUAAAAAAAUCAAUACCAGAUGAUUGAGAAAUUCAAUCCUAUUCAAUCAGCAUCAAAGAAGUAAAUUUUAUGAAGAGCAACUGCUAUAAAUUCAGUUUGUUCUUAUUUACUUGUUUAGUAAAUAUAUCACUGUUCCCAUCCAAAACCACAGAACUCAAAGUAGAUCAGUCUUUUCUCUUCUACAAUAGGAGUAAAAAAUAAUAAAAAACUAAGGUAAAACUGGGCAUGUAAAAGAAAUCUUAAAGUUGUGAUUCUGUUAACAAAUAUUCCUCAAGAAUAUGUAUAUCUAGCAUUAAAAUGAUAUGAGUACA
Molecule: messenger RNA, 6519 nt
Organism: Nilaparvata lugens (brown planthopper)
Lineage: Eukaryota; Metazoa; Arthropoda; Insecta; Hemiptera; Delphacidae
Exons: 4
Coding region: 633-6005 (1790 amino acids)
Source: RefSeq, a predicted model, not a curated record